GGGCGGGGCGGACGGCGGGACGCGAGCCACGGGCGCGUCGGUGCCCAGACGGCGGCGGCGGUGGCCCCUAGCUCGGCCUGGCGUCUGUCCUCGCGGCGACCCCGCGCCCCGGCCUCCUGGCCCCGGGCCGGCCAUGCCGCCGCCCGCGCCGCCCACCGUGCUGGUGCCGUCGGAGCGCGCAGUGGUGCUGCUGUCGUGCGCGCUCUCCGCGCUUGGCUCGGGCCUGCUGGUGGCCACGCACGCCCUGUGGCCCGACCUGCGCAGCCGGGCGCGGCGCCUGCUGCUCUUCCUGUCGCUGGCGGACCUGCUCUCGGCUGCCUCCUACUUCUACGGGGUGCUGCAGGACUUCGCGGGCCCCUCGUGGGACUGCGUGCUGCAGGGCGCGCUCUCCACCUUCGCCAACACCAGCUCCUUCUUCUGGACCGUGGCCAUCGCCCUCUACCUGUACCUCAGCAUCGUCCGCGCCGCGCGCGGGCCCCGCACCGACCGCCUGUUCUGGAUCUUCCACGUCGUCAGCUGGGGGGUUCCACUGGCCAUCACCGUGGCAGCUGUCGCUCUAAAGAAGAUCGGCUAUGACGCCUCGGACGUGUCUGUGGGCUGGUGCUGGAUCGACCUGGGGGCCGAGGACCGCGUCCUGUGGAUGCUGCUGACGGGGAAGCUGUGGGAGAUGCUGGCGUACGUCACCCUGCCGCUGCUGUACCUCCUGGUCAGGAAGCACAUCAACAGAGCGCACGAGGCGCUCUUGGAGUACCGGCCCAUCCUCUCGGAGGCGCACCGCCUGCCGCACCACUCCUCGGCGGCCGAUAAGAAGCUGGUCCUCAUCCCGCUCAUCUUCAUCUGCCUCCGAGUCUGGAGCACCGUGCGUUUCGUGCUGACCCUCUGCGGCUCCCCAGCGGUGCGGGCACCGGUGCUGGUCGUUCUGCAUGGUAUCGGGAACACGUUUCAGGGCGGUGCCAACUGCAUCAUGUUUGUCCUCUGCACCCGCGCCGUCCGGACCCGGCUCUUCUCCCUCUGCUGCUGCUGCUGCCGCUCUUCUCAGCCUCCCGCCGACAGCCCGGCUGGCCCUUGCGAGGCUCCUGCACCCUCCAAGAUGGGAGAAUCUCAGGAAUCCAGACGGACCCCAGAGGGACUUCCAAGCACCUGAGCCCUUCCUAGUACCGUGCACAGGUGCUGCCCUCCUGCGGACAGGUGGCUUCUGUGAGUCCCUCGCGCAGGGAGUGGGAGCGGGGUCUGCUGCCCUGGAAGCCCCUGCUAGUGAAGCUCUUCACCCCCGUGGCGGAGCAGCUGCCAACUCAGCUUCUUCUACCUCCUGGACCCUCCAG
Molecule: messenger RNA, 1322 nt
Organism: Propithecus coquereli (Coquerel's sifaka)
Lineage: Eukaryota; Metazoa; Chordata; Mammalia; Primates; Indriidae
Gene: GPR157
Product: G protein-coupled receptor 157
Exons: 4
Coding region: 134-1144 (336 amino acids)
Biological process (GO): cell surface receptor signaling pathway; adenylate cyclase-activating G protein-coupled receptor signaling pathway
Cellular component (GO): plasma membrane
Molecular function (GO): G protein-coupled receptor activity
Source: RefSeq, a predicted model, not a curated record